Zeugodacus cucurbitae (melon fly) is the source of this 1855-nucleotide messenger RNA. Its product is annotated as 3-oxoacyl-[acyl-carrier-protein] reductase FabG-like. The transcript is spliced from 2 exons. NCBI's taxonomy places the organism in Eukaryota, Metazoa, Arthropoda, Insecta, Diptera, Tephritidae. Gene Ontology annotation, molecular function: oxidoreductase activity. The record is from RefSeq and is a predicted model, not a curated record. The coding region runs from base 242 to 1018 and encodes 258 amino acids.
AGCACAUUCAAAAGUAACGACCUUCUUAAAAAAUAUGUGUUACAGGUGACAAAAAAAGUGAUAGUCAAUUAUACUGUGAAGUCGAUCGCCAACAAACAGGAAAUAUAUGUUUAUCGAAUUUGAGCAACUACACUGGCUAACAUCUCUGCUUUUCACUUUUGAUUUCUGCUCAUGCAUCACAGAACUAAUAGUGAAGCAACAGUGUUUCUGAUAACAGCCAAAGUGUGUAUCGAAUGAUAGAAUGGAUUUCAAGGGCAAAGUUGUGCUAAUAACGGGCGCCAGUUCUGGAAUUGGUGCCGCCGCUGCACUGAAUUUCGCCAAGUUUGGUGCCAAGCUGGCAUUGGUUGGACGCAAUACGGAAAAUCUUAAGGAAACUGCAGCUAAAUGUGAAAAAAUCGCCGAGGACUCAUUUGCCCCGUUAUUGAUAAAGGUCAAUCUGAUAGACGAGUCUGCUGUGCCAAGCAUUAUAAGUGAAGUGCUGGAACGUUACGGACAACUUGAUGUGCUGGUCAACAAUGCUGGCAUCAUUGAGAAUGGAACAAUUGAGAAUACAAGCCUCGAUCAAUUUGAUAGAAUUAUGGACACGAACGUGCGCUCCGUGUAUCAGCUGACAAUGCUCGCCGUACCCGAGUUGAUCAAAACAAAAGGAAAUAUCGUAAAUUUAUCCAGCGUUUGCGGUUUACGUGCAUUUCCCAAUGUAUUGGCGUACAAUAUAUCCAAAUCGGCUAUUGAUCAAUUUACACGUUGUGUGGCUUUAGAACUAGCACCGAAAGGAGUGCGUUGUAAUUCGGUCAAUCCGGGUGUCAUUGUCACCAACUUACACAAACGUGCUGGCAUGAACGAUGAAGCUUAUGAGAAAUUUUUGGAACAUUGUAAAAGCACUCAUGCGCUUGGCCGAGCUGGGGAUGUGGAAGAAGUGGCCAAUGCUAUUUGCUUUUUGGCCAGUGACUUGGCCACAUUUACCACAGGCAUGAAUAUGCCAGUCGACGGCGGAAGACAUGCUAUGUGUCCCAGAUAAAUAAAAAAAAAUUUCAAUAAACGUGUGUUAACGAAUAAUAAUUCCAUUUAUAUAUUAAUAUUUCAAUAUAUAUUAAAUAAACGUUUCUAAAUCAUCAUAAAUGCAUGUCUAUAAAAUAUAAGCUUGGUUAAUCUUUGAUGUCUAGUGAUAUUCUAUAUAAUUAAGUAGUUUUGUUGUUGCAAUCAUAAUUUUAUUAUCCAAUGUUUGUUAAACUAUUACCGGCAAUUUCAAAUUUUACCGCUACUUAUUUUAUGGUCAGAAUUGCUUAGAGCCAGUUUGCAUACCAUUUCCUUCCUGCAGCAGUCGACAAUCGGAUUUGAACGGGCUCUGUAGAACUUUUUCUGCAGCUACAACAAAAACUAUGCCAUACAUACACAUAAAAUAUCUUCAACCCAAUUGAUUUAUUUAUGAAAGAGUUGACUUUAGUAAAACGCCUACAAUAUGCCUUCUAAUACUAAGCAAGUGUACCAAUAACCAAUACACUUUAAAUUUCAAUUACCAAUCAACUUGUAAACUAAUUAGAAUUUCAGUAAAUAUUGCUUUUACAAUCGCGUUGAGGUAAUAAAAAAGUUAAAGAGCUCAAUGUUACUUAUGUUAUUCUUUUUAUUAAAAAAUGAAUUCUAAUCAUUUCAAACAAACUUAAGGGUACGUUAAACUUCGUAUCCGUAAGAUUUAAUGAUUUUGUUGAAUGGUUCCGCUACCUUCGCAAUGUUCUCGCGAGCCUUAACAGUCAACUUCUUCAUGAUUCUGUUGUGUUUAAGAGUGACACGCAACUUAGCCUUGCGUUUCCUUUCCAGACUCUUGACGACAUCUUGGUAGUGCCAGCCGACUUCGCUU